ACCACAGACAGACCGUUUGGAAAGACAAGGACACCAAAUGCCACUGUACAACAUGUGACUGUAAAAAGCGGACAAAUCUCUAGACCUCUAUCACCAAGACUGGUAAAGGCAGAAACUGAAGACACCACCACCUUCAAACAAUUUUCACCAGAAUGUAGAAAUGAGGAUGUCGCUUCAUUUAUAGCUCAGAAUAUCGAUGACAAGACUCUCACACCAAAAGAUCAAAGCGGUUUUGAUUUUGAAAGUUGUAAAUUUGAAACUUCCACUCCUGAACUAAAUCAAAAUGGUAUUGUUCAUGAGCGAGUAUCCAUGGAUUGUGAUGUUUCUGAUGUUGCAAAGAACAUUUCAAAACAUUUGGUAGAGUUUUGUCAAGUUGAGAUUCCUAACAACAGUCAGCCUAAAGAAAUAAUACUUUUGGUCACAGAUUUGGACGCUCCUGGUGCAGCAUCUCCCUUAUCAAGGAAUGGACACCACGUUACGCGAAAAGGAGAAAAUCAUGGCGACAACAAAAGAUUUGAAGUCUUAAAGCUUUCUUCUGGUGCAACAUCACAAAUUGAAGUUACGGUGUAUCGGAAUCCUGGUCUUGGAUUCACUAUCGGUGGUGGAGCCAACAGUGGAUCUCACGAGGGUAUAUACGUGGUCUCUGUCAAUCCAGAUGGACCUUCAUCUCAUUUAUUACGUGCAGGAGACCGUAUUUUAGAGGUGAAUGAGAUCAACUUGCGAUGCGUCUCCCAUGAACACGCUGUUCUCUUUUUGACCCACAAUCAACAGUUAGAUCUUUUAAUUGAGAGGGUUGUACAGUGAUUUAAAUAAACUAUUAAAGUAUUAAUGGCUAAAUAAUAAGUUUGUAAAUAACAUGUAAACUAGCUACUAACUAACCAUUUCAAGAAAUAAUACUUCUGUCUUUGUACUAUUGGCGAGGUAUUUGAUGAAGGGUCCUUCUAAAAAAUUUUAGGGCGUAAAAGUCGUACAAACUGCAUCAUACAUGUUGAAUAAAUUCUAUUUUUGUUGUAUUU
Molecule: messenger RNA, 1016 nt
Organism: Dendronephthya gigantea
Lineage: Eukaryota; Metazoa; Cnidaria; Anthozoa; Malacalcyonacea; Nephtheidae
Product: leucine-rich repeat-containing protein 7-like
Exons: 5
Coding region: 310-804 (164 amino acids)
Biological process (GO): neurotransmitter receptor transport, endosome to postsynaptic membrane; neurotransmitter receptor transport postsynaptic membrane to endosome
Cellular component (GO): postsynaptic membrane; postsynaptic density; adherens junction
Molecular function (GO): protein binding
Source: RefSeq, a predicted model, not a curated record